This is a messenger RNA of Stylonychia lemnae, 633 nucleotides long. Lineage: Eukaryota; Ciliophora; Spirotrichea; Sporadotrichida; Oxytrichidae. The record is from the annotation of a GenBank genome assembly.
AUGAAUGGUAGUUGCAAUUAAGAAACAUUUAGAAAUAGACUCCAAAUAAAGAUUGAGAAAUUCAGACAGUUAAAAGAUAAACGAAGGCUUCGCAUUCAGAUAGACAAGUUUAGUGAUAACAAUAAAAGUGAAAAUCACCUAGGGAGUGAUCUUUAAGACUUCAAAUACUAAAAAUAGCUUACUUUCAAUACUAAAAACAAAAACCACCAAGAAGCUUUAUUUUCAUUCAGAGCCUCUCCAAUAUCGAAGAAAGAUAACUCACCUAAUUGCUUUACAAAUAAAAACAGUGAUGAUAGUCUGAUUGAAUCUCCUCUUCUUAAUAUUUCAAACCCUAAGAUCGAUGGCAAGAUAGAGGGAUUUUAUAAUCAAUCUAAAGCAGAUCUGAAUACUAAUGAUGCUACUCCUAAGAAUAUACUAUCUUAAAGUUUGAACAAUAAUGAUUAGAGGAAAAGUGUUUCACUAAAUUUGGAAUAGACAUUGUAGAUGCAAGAAAGAAUAACAGCCAUUACAGAAAAAAUUACAAAGCAAAAACGGAACAAAAAUAAACUAAUACUAAAUAACAAAGUAAAGACAUUACUUGAUAGAAUUAGGACGCAACAGGGAAAUUAAUCGCCUAAAUUUGCCUAGUCAUGA